UUUAAAAUAGUAAAAAUAAAUGUUCUAAAGUUGUUCAUGCAAAAGUCUCAAAAACUAAGUAGGCGCCUGUGUCAGCCUUUCUGAAACAACUGAAUGUGCCAUUGUUUGACUGAAUGUGUUAUUGUUUGAAAGCUUAGAAAUAUGGCCACCAGCAAUGUGGUUCUUCAAAAAAUCAACAUAAGAAACUUGGAUCCCAACUUUGAAAACAUAUUAAUUGUUGGGAUUAUCAUUGGUAAGCAAAGACCUAGGAAAUUUGCGGAUACAAAAACUGCAGUAGAGGUAUACAAGGGUGUCUGGAAUUUUACCUUACGCGAUUCUCCCCAGGAUUAUAUUAACAUAACAUACUGGAGUUCUAGUGAAGCAGUAUUUCAAGCAAAUGAUAAAUUUCACACUGGUGAUGUUGUGGAAAUAGUGAAUCCAAGAGUAAUAGUUAGAAAAAUUAAUGAUUACGGUGAACAAUUUCGUCCAAUGGUGACUUCUCCAUUUUCAUUAUCUUUAAAUGAACAAUCUGCGAUUGUGAAACAUGACGGUGAUCCUAGGCGUUAUUUAUGUUUACUCAAAUAUCCAACUAAACCGAUUGCUGGAUUUUUACCUAUAAGAGAUGUUCAUAAUCGAGGGGACGCUAUAAAAGACUCAUAUGUAGAUAUUUUGGGAGUCGUGAGAGGCCUCGGUUCGAUUCGCACUGUCACAGCAAAGAACAGUGAAAAUCUACAAGUCCGCACAGUAGAAGUGUUUGAUCAUACUGCACCUAGUUUAAAAAUAGAAAUAUGGGAUCCUGACAUCAUACUGAAGUCUUACAACUGGAAACCUCGUUUUACUGCCGUAUUUUUCACUGAUGUACGUAUUUGUUGGUCAGGUUUUGAAAGAUCGUUCGUAGCAAAAGUUACAUCUCGUACCAUAGUAACAGAGAAUCCAGAUGGGCGUGAAGUCCAUCUCUUACUUAAUUAUGCCAAAACUGCGCCGAUAGAAACUUUUGAAAUCAUUGACCACCUGUUAAAGGAACUGCCUAAUCCAAAUAGUAUACAAGACGUAAUGAGCAUAAAGCAAGUCCAAGAUAAAAUAAACCAUAUCCAAGAAACUGCUUCGAAUACUAAGCAGUUCAUGGCGUUGACAUAUUCCUUUGUUACUUCUCUGGAUUUGGACGGUCUUUCCAGAACGCUAACAAUAAAAUGGUUUAUAAAAGAAAUAACUGAGAUAAACAAUGGUUUCCAUAAUUUUUUUUUUAGUGGUCAUUGCCAUUUAUCGAUGAACGGUGGACGAUGUGAGAAUUCGGAGUGCCCUACGGUGUUCGAAAACGUGGUUGUUGAGCCUGAAAUCAACUUGGAUAUAAGGAUUAUGUUAACAGACCAUACUGGGACCCUGACAAACUGUCGCUUCAGUGGACAGGUUACCGAACAAGCGUUAAACUGCACAGCUAGGGAAUUUUCUAAUAUGUCCGACGAUGAAAAGUGCAAGUUGAAAUGGAAAUACCUGAUGGAACGUUGCGCGGUACGCAUUGCCGUAUUGUUCAUCGGACGGCAGACUCCGAUAAUCUCGGUGCUAAGCCUGAGUAGGGCAAAUGCCCAUGAAGUAGCCAGCAAGCUACCAGUUUAUUAAAGUUUUUAAUGUGUU
This is a messenger RNA of Anoplophora glabripennis (Asian longhorned beetle), 1611 nucleotides long. RefSeq names its product meiosis-specific with OB domain-containing protein (gene hdm). Bases 142 to 1596 code for a protein of 484 amino acids. The record is from RefSeq and is a predicted model, not a curated record. The transcript is spliced from 6 exons. Gene Ontology annotation, biological process: resolution of meiotic recombination intermediates. NCBI's taxonomy places the organism in Eukaryota, Metazoa, Arthropoda, Insecta, Coleoptera, Cerambycidae. Gene Ontology annotation, molecular function: single-stranded DNA 3'-5' DNA exonuclease activity; single-stranded DNA binding.